Phalaenopsis equestris is the source of this 1044-nucleotide messenger RNA. RefSeq lists its product as uncharacterized. Bases 116 to 721 code for a protein of 201 amino acids. The record is from RefSeq and is a predicted model, not a curated record. The transcript has 2 exons. Lineage: Eukaryota; Viridiplantae; Streptophyta; Magnoliopsida; Asparagales; Orchidaceae.
AGCCCUUUUGAUGCGUUGUUCGAGACGAACGUCUAGGGAGGGAGUCGCAGCUCCUUACUUCUGAAGGAGACAAGUAAUCGCUGCUCGCCGGUGAUGCAGUGACCGGCGACCACUGAUGGACGGCGACGAGAUGACCUUCUCCUUCAUCGGCUUUGGGAACGAGAUAAAACUAAAGGCGGGUGGCUGCGAACCGCUAGCACUAAUUUCAGCAUCAGAGGAGAACAGUAGAAGCUGGAAGAUGGUGUCUGCCUCUUACCACGAUUGCUCUAUCUUCCCUCCCAAUCUUCACGAAGGACUUUACAUCCACUCUCAUCCAGAUCAAACCCUAGCUUCAUCUCAACAACAGAUGAAGGGCACUGCGAUUGUGCCGGUUUUACCGGAGAGACAUAGAGAGGAGGAGAAGUUAGGACCGGCUUCCAAGUCACUUUCAAUCUCAGCUCAGGGAAUGAUUGUUUCGUGGUUUGAGGUUAUCCGAUCCAAGGUACUUAGAUGGGGAGGAACUGCAGAGGGUGUUGGAGUCGGAGUUUGUUCAUUAGCUGCUUUGGCCUGCGUGGCUGGGUAUUUGAUUUAUUUGAGGCGUCGCCACCGACGGGAGAAGGAGUUUCUGUUGUUUCUCAUUCAAGAGAAGAACCAGAAGAUAGGAGUAUUACUGCACCAAAUUGCAGAAUUAAAUGCAGUUCUUGCAGCUCAUCGCAAGGUUCCAGUUUUGAAGAGGACCUGAAAGGUCUCAUUUUGGUGCAAAUAUUACGUGUUGCGACUGCACGUCGUCCGGAUGUACAUCGCACGGCGGCAGGACCGCAUUCGGACCGAUGUUUGGACGUGACCUGCAUGAUGGUUUAAUACAAGGUAAAGGUACUGCUAAAUAUCAUUAUUCAUAUUUGUUUGUACAUAUUUACGCUUUGUGCCACUGGACUUAGGAAUAUGAUUUGUAUAAUUGUGCAUCUUAUACUCAUUGAGGCUACAGCAAUAUUUUGAAUUUGGAAAGGGUAUAAUAGGAUAAAUAGAAUUGAAUAUUAUUCUGGGGGCGUUCCACCAGAAAGAAAU